AGUGUAAAAUGAUAUUUUAUUAGGUAUUCGUAAAGGUGAACGUACUUGUCUGAAUUUCGAGAAUCCUACUUUGUCUGAGUGAGGUCUUGAGGAUCUUUGAAUCGGGGUGGAUGGGGACUUAAGGGAUAGCGAAACGAAUUUUACAGGCUUACUCUUGCUCUCGAGGAUCCUUGAAUAAUUUUAAUAUCAAAUAAUAGAUACAUAGAGAUGUUGAAAUUUCAAAUAUAGAUCUUUGAAUUGGGGUGGAUUGGGGAGUGCAACUCGGUGCACGGUGGAAUUAAUUUUUGAGUCUAAAAAAAAAAAAGAACAAAACAAAACAAUACAAUCAACUGCAAACGAUACAUGGUACCACAGUUGCCCUCGUACCCCAUUGCAUCGUUGGAAGCUGUCGCGAUUCCUCGAGCGAGGAUGCGUCGACGUAAACUGUCGCUUAAUAAUCACCCUCGUCGAGGAUCCGUCGCGAUACCUAAGAUUGCUUACCAAGAGAUCACGGCGAGGCGCCCGGGCGCUGAUUCGUGACGAUGAUUAUUAUUCGCCCAGGCGUCAUAAAUAAUAAAGGGAGGGGGGAUUACGUAGGUCGGUGUAAUUGAAUCAAAAUAAUGUAGAGGUAUCGUGUUGUAAGCUCGGCCAAUCAUAACUCAGGUGGCCAUCUCGUCCUGCUCUGUGCUGGAGCAGAGGAGGCAAGGGGGUGGGCGUCGAGGGUGUCUCUAUAUAAAGGGUGUCAUCUCUAACCCAGGGACACUUGUUCCACCACCAACAGGCCGCAAACGUCGCCGACGUCGCGACGUCUCGUACCGCGCGGGAUCUUCGUAUUUUCUCACGAGUUUCUUCACCAGUUCGAAGUCGAGGAAUCGGAAGUAUCGGUCCGCACAUCCCCCUCGAUACUUACGACAUGAGUGCGUUAUCGUCGCUCUACGUGCUGCCCUUCCUCUGCAACUGGUUCCUGGUGUCUUCCUCCAUGCUAACGCCCCUGAGAGCCGACGGGAACCUGAGGAUCUUCAAGGACGCGCCCAGCGACUUCGAGUACGUGCUGAAGAGGCACGGGAACAGCGGUCGUUCCGACGACGCCGACUCCAAGGAACGGCGAAGCAACGUUGGCUCGUCGUCUUUCAUCAGAUUCGGCCGUGGCGAUUCCGAAGUGAACGCCGAGAAGCUCCUAGACGGCGAGGCCGACGACGGAUCCAAGGUCAGCAGGUAUCCGCGAUGGAAGUCUCCGGACGUGGUCAUCAGGUUCGGUCGAUCCGGCUACAAGGCUGCCAAUAGGGAGUUCAAGCGGGGAAGGAACGACCUGAACUUCAUCAGGCAAGCAUCAUACGGCAGGAACACGCAGAUGUACCCCCUGGAGAUCGACCUGACGGCGAUGUGCUCCGACCUGAUGCUGAACGACGAGCCGAAGUAUCUCCACCCCUACGAGGCGAGGUUGCUGCGUCUGUGCAACGUCCUCGACGACGUCGACGUCGAGCACAGGAACUCUCUGAGCUAUCUGGAGAACCGACUCGACUCGAAGCACGAGUAAAGCCCUUGCCCAGGUCCAUCGAGCGAUCAUCGUCAGGAUUUGCGUCGACGGGCGUGCAGGAAUCAAAACGGGAACGUCGAGGGGGAAGACACCUUCGGAUCCUGAAAUUCCCGCGAACAACGUUAUCAUCGGCCGAUCGUGUUAUCGAGACCUUCAUUUUCGUUUAAUCGAAUCAGCCUCCCUUUUCCUCCAGUCAGCCGCGACGCGAUGGACCGCUUCCUUCUUUUUUUUUUUUUAAAGUAAUUGAAAUGCAAGAGUAACGAAACGCAAUUGGCGACUGCCACGACUAAAGCCGCGAGCUCUUUGUUCGGAGGCGAUCCAGUAACGUGGUUACUCUUAAUAUUAUUUUAACAUUAAGCUAUUCGAACUAGUAAUUGCCUCCCCUCCCCCUCUCACCCCUCGAAGAUAGACUUUUGAUUUAUUUAGCGAUGAUUAAACGCAUAAAAUUCGAGGCAUCUCGUGUCUUGUUCAGGAGGUUCUCUGUGUCGAUGGUUAUGUUUAUACCGUGCGAAGCGUGCAAGCUACGAAACGAUUCUAUUUGUUCUCAUCUCUGUGACAGCGAGGACAGGAAUAUUUAUUGUACGAUAGUUUCUACUGAUAGUCUCCAUAGUCUCUCAGUCUGUGCUUGAAGUACGUCGAAGAACAUUUCGCGCUACUUCGGGUAACAAAAACUUCUCUUCGUUUAAUACAGACUAACCAAGUUAUUUUCAUAAAUCGAUCACUAGCUGUCCAACACGUACAGCGAAAACGUAACAAGAAAUUACUCGGCUGGCGAAUAACGUUGCUCCACGAUAUUCCUUACGGGUACCUUAAUGUACAUCCACCUGCUCCACCGCGUAUUCAAUCAGUAUUCAAUGUACAUAUAAAGGUCUAAUCAUUGCUAUCGACUUUGGCGACGAUCACUUCGACCCUUUCCGUACUACUGCCAUCUAUAGGCGACAUUCACGAUUAUGAUUACUUUCUGUAGCAUGCAUUACAAAAGUUUAGUGUCAAUCACGUUCGAGAUUUCCACGAAUGCCGCUGGCGUACGGUGCAACAACUCUCGUGGAAAACUUUCUCGUACCACGAAAGGAUUAAACCCGAAGAAGAUACGUCGCUAUCGUCGACGACGAUCCUCUUCGUCGUUCCCAUUUCGAGAUUGCUGGAUGCAAGAGGAAACAGGGCUGUAAACAAAUUUCGAUCUUCUGUAACCCUUAAUAAAAUCGAAGAGUACGCCUCGCGAUGAAUAUCUCUCUUCAGUUUUUUAGUUUCUUAACGAAAUGUCCCGUCACCAAUUUCUGGGUGACCUGACGAUCAACGUGUUAAAGGAUAAACUUAUUUAUCCUUUAAUAAUUAUUACGAAGUAUUUAUUUUCUCGUCAGCCCCCCUCUCCGCACCCUUCAAUUUACGAUAAGAGUUAGUAUCACGGUACUGCGCACUGUCUGUAACCUAAACGUCGUUCUUAAAGUGAAUGUAAAUUUAAUACACGCGUAUAAAUUAAAGGAAAAAAAAAACAA
This is a messenger RNA of Hylaeus volcanicus, 3012 nucleotides long. Its product is annotated as FMRFamide-related peptides-like. Lineage: Eukaryota; Metazoa; Arthropoda; Insecta; Hymenoptera; Colletidae. Bases 893 to 1516 code for a protein of 207 amino acids. The transcript has 3 exons. The record is from RefSeq and is a predicted model, not a curated record. Gene Ontology annotation, biological process: neuropeptide signaling pathway.